Molecule: messenger RNA, 476 nt
Organism: Ceratosolen solmsi marchali
Lineage: Eukaryota; Metazoa; Arthropoda; Insecta; Hymenoptera; Agaonidae
Gene: Rpb11
Product: DNA-directed RNA polymerase II subunit RPB11
Exons: 4
Coding region: 135-476 (113 amino acids)
Biological process (GO): transcription by RNA polymerase II
Cellular component (GO): RNA polymerase II, core complex
Molecular function (GO): DNA binding; protein dimerization activity
Source: RefSeq, a predicted model, not a curated record
UUUGGAUUCAAGUCAUUCCUUGCAAAAAGAAAUUCAAAUACAUAAAAAUAGAAUAACUAAAUAAACAAUAGUAUUUAAAAUUUUGCAUUCUCUACAUGCAUUUAAAAUAAUAAUUUAUUUAGAAUAAUAGCAAUAUGAAUGCACCACCGACUUUUGAAUCAUUCUUGCUUUAUGAAGGAGAGAAAAAAAUUAUAAAGGAGCAAGAUACUAAAGUUCCUAAUGCCGCUAUAUUUACUGUCAACAAAGAAGAUCACACUUUAGGAAAUAUGAUAAGAAAUCAACUUUUAAAGGAUCCACAAGUAUUAUUCGCUGGAUAUAAACUACCUCAUCCAUUAGAACAUAAAUUUGUCAUUAGAAUUCAAACAACAUCGGAUUAUACUCCUCAUGAAGCUUUUAUGCAUGCAAUUACAGAUCUUAUCGCUGAACUGUCGCUUUUCGAAGAAAGAUUUAAGGGAGAUAUUUUGGAAAAUGCAUGA